Messenger RNA from Maudiozyma saulgeensis, 1491 nucleotides. NCBI's taxonomy places the organism in Eukaryota, Fungi, Ascomycota, Saccharomycetes, Saccharomycetales, Saccharomycetaceae. The record is from the annotation of a GenBank genome assembly.
AUGUCCUUCGACGAUCUACAUAAAGCUAAUGAACAACAAUUAACUUCAACUGUUGACAAAAUUGUCAAAGAGUUUGAAGUUACUCCAGAAAAAUUAGAUGAAUUAGUUGCUUAUUUCAUUGAACAAAUGGAAAAGGGUCUUGCCCCACAAGAUAAUGAGGAUAAAUCAACUAAUAAAGGUUUACCAAUGAUUCCAUCUUAUGUUACAGGUACACCAAAUGGUACAGAAAAGGGUACUCUUUUAGCUGCUGAUUUAGGUGGUACCAAUUUUAGAACUUGUUCUGUCACUCUAAAUGGUGAUCAUACUUUUUCAAUGGAACAAAUGAAAUCAAAAAUUCCUGAUGAAUUAUUAGAACCAACUGGUGUUACUUCUGAAAUGCUAUUUGCUUAUUUAGCAAGAAGAACUCAGUUAUUCAUGAAAAAAUAUUAUGAAGCUGAUAUGCAAGCUGGUAAAGAAUUUAAGUUAGGUUUCACUUUCUCUUACCCUGUUGAUCAAACUUCUUUAAAUUCUGGUACUUUAAUUAGAUGGACUAAGGGUUUCCAAAUUGCUGAUACUGUUGGUGCUGACAUCGUUCAAUUGUUCCAAGGUGAAAUUGAUAAAUUAGGUAUGCAAAAUGUUAAAAUUGUUGCUUUAACUAAUGAUACCGUCGGUACUUUCUUAUCUCAUUGUUAUUGUUCUGAUAAUACUGAUUCAAUGACCACAGGUGAAAUUUCUGAACCUGUCAUUGGUUGUAUCUUUGGUACAGGUACCAAUGGUUGUUACAAAGAAGAAAUUUCUAAAUUAACUAAAGUUCCUCAAGCUAUUAGAGAUAAAUGGGCUGAACAAGGUAAGACUCAUAUGGUUAUUAACACUGAAUGGGGUUCCUUCGAUAAUGAUUUAAAACAUUUACCAACUACUAAAUAUGAUAUUGAUAUCGAUCAAAAAUUCUCUUCAAAUCCAGGUUUCCAUUUAUUUGAAAAGAGAGUCUCUGGUAUGUUUAUGGGUGAAAUUUUAAGAAACGUUCUUGUUGAUUUACACUCUAAUGGUUUAAUCUUCAACCAAUACAGAACUAAUGCUCAAUUACCUCAUCGUCUACAAACUCCAUUUGAAUUGGAUUCUGAAGUUUUAUCUCAUAUUGAAAUUGAUGAUUCUACUGGUUUAAGAGAAACUGAAUUAUCUCUAUUACAAUCUUUAAGAUUACCAACUUCUCCAACUGAACGUAGAGAAAUUCAAAGAUUAGUUCGUGCUAUUUCUCGUAGAUCUGCUUACUUAUCUUCUGUUCCAUUAGCUGCUAUCAUCAUCAAGACUGGUACUCUAGAAAUGAGAUACCAUGGUGAAGUCGAAAUCGGUUGUGAUGGUUCCGUUGUUGAAUACUACCCAGGUUUCAGAUCUAUGAUCAGACACGCUUUAGCUCUAGGUCCAUUAGGUGCCGAAGGUGAACGUAAGACUCAUUUGAAGAUCGCUAAGGAUGGUUCUGGUGUUGGUAGUGCUCUAUGUGCUCUAGUCGCUUAG